Molecule: messenger RNA, 1114 nt
Organism: Pseudonaja textilis
Lineage: Eukaryota; Metazoa; Chordata; Lepidosauria; Squamata; Elapidae
Source: RefSeq, a predicted model, not a curated record
GUGAUAAGAAGUGGAAGGCAUGGGAAAGAGAUCCUGGGUCCGAGCUAUGAAAUGCCAGCUGCUGGUGACCAGCCUCUUCAUUAUGCUGCUUGGGGUAUCAGUUGGCAUACUGGCCAUUAUCACCCACAGUGGGAAACACUUCACUGUUAUAAAUUCUGCCUCUUCAGAGACAAAUUCCUAUUAUAGAAAUUUCCAUACUAUUGUUUCCUACGUCGGGAUGUGUCUGAGCAUCAUUCUGGCUAUGGCUUCUCUGAUGAGCAUUGUUGCCACAAUAAAAGAGCUGGAAGGUGCCAUGGCAACUUGUUUCUUCUGUUUUACUGUGGUUUUCUGUGCUUCGGGAAUGGCCACAUAUUGGACUGUUACCAACAGCAUUGUGGUGGAAAAUGCCAUGAUUGAUGUAUAUGAUGCUGUUUAUGAAGAUGUGAGAAACAACAUUUCCAGCACCAGAAGGCAUGAGCUAUAUUCCAUUCACAAGAUAUUUCUAUGUUGUGGGAAGAAAUCGCCCUUUGGAGAAAGAAACAACACAGAAUAUGAAAUGUGUACAUCAGAAAUUCUGGAAAUAGAAGAAGAGGAUUGUCUCCAAGAAAUCAAAUACUUCCUGAAAAAGCAUAUGGACAUUAUCUCUGUACUGAUGACCAUCACAGUUUACUUCAUGAUUUAUGGGAUGGCAUUAACUUCAUUCCUUUGGUACUCUAUCCAUUGUAAGAACAAUUUGGAUCGAAAGGGCAAAUAUGUCCUGGCAAAGCUAUCUGAAACUGGCUUCUGACCUGCACAGAAGAAGGACCAGGACUUUCCAUAGAUACACAGACAGAAGCAGCCAGCAAUGGAGGCUAUGGGGAACAGGAGAAAGAGGAUCAGGUUCCAAAUUCUUCUUUCCAAGAUGAGAACCCAGAGAGGAAAUCCAAAAUAUCCCUGUCAGCAUUGGCAUGCAAGGGAGAGGCCUAAGGAUUGUGCCCUAAUUAAUCUCAGGCUAAAUGCUUGGACCUUCCAUCCACCCCCACCUUUUGAUCAUAACAAAUUGAGCUAAUUUGUAAUCUAGGGCUUGAUUGUGUAGUUUGGGGGUCAAAAAAUUGAUCCUUCACAUGUUAAACUAUUUGAUUACGCUCAGUGGUGG